AGAGGAUAAACCGCAUGAAAGCAAGCAAGAAAGAGAAGACAUGAGGAAUAAAAAGGGGUUUAAGGUGUAAUGGAUCGGUUUGACAGCAGUAACAAAGACACAGAUGUGUUGAGCUCGACAGCAUGGACGCGUUUCUCCGCAUGGUUCGAGUGUGUGUGUGUCGUUACCUUCGACCUGGAGCUCGGACAAGCCAUAGAGGUGAUCUUCCCACAUGAUGCUAAACUUACAGAGAAGGAGAAAACAAACAUAUGCUACUUGUCCUUUCCUGACUCAUUUUCAGGAUGCCUUGGGGACACCCAGUUCAGUUUUAGGCUGCGCCAGUCUGUGGGACGAGUGAGUGGUAUAUGGUUUGGAGAGAAAGAUGCGUACAACAGGGAAGCACCACUUACACUGCAUAAAGAGAUGGCUCACUUCUACGGCUAUGUGUACUUUAGACAAGUAAAGGAUGCCUCCAUCAAAAGGGGCUACUUUCAGAAGUCUCUGGUGCUGGUGUCCAGACUGCCGUAUAUUCACUUGUUCCAGUCUCUACUCCAGAUCAUUGCUCCUGAGUACUUUGAGAAGUCAGAGCCUUGUUUGGAGGCAGUUUGCAAUGAGAUUGAUCAGUGGCCCUCACCUGUACCAGGCCAGACACUCAAUUUGCCAAUGAUGGGAGUCAUCUUGCAGGUCAGAAUUCCUUCAAAAGAUGACAUACCAGGAGGAAGUCCUAGCAGACAGGGACAAAAAGAGAAACUUCUCUCUUCUCCCAUAGUUUUCCCAACCAUCCAUGAGCUGGAUCUUUUCAAGUGUUUCCAGUCUGUCAUAAUUCACAUACAGUUGCUGUGGGAGCUGAUAAUGCUAGGAGAGCCGUUGGUCGUCAUGGCACCCUCUCCAGCCGUGUCCUCAGAGACCGUGCUGGCUCUGGUUAGCUGCAUCAGUCCACUGAAGUACUGCUGUGAUUUUCGGCCAUACUUUACCAUCCAUGACAGUGAGUUUAAGGAGUACACUACCAGAACUCAGGCACCGCCUAAUGUAUUACUGGGUGUUACAAAUCCUUUCUUUAUAAAGACCUUUCAAAGCUGGCCCCACAUCAUGUGUCUCGGGGAGUUGAAGAUGUCCAGAGAUUUGUUAAAACAAGUUAAGGUCAAGAAACUGACCAAGUUGAAAACGCUGGACACAAAACCAGGUAUAUACACAGCAUACAAAACAUUUCUUCAUAAAGACAAGGCCUUAAUCAAGCGACUCUUAAAGGGAAUUCAGAGGAAAAGGCCUCCUGAGGUACAGAGCACCAUCUUGAAGCGGCAUUUGUUAGAACUGACACAGAGCUUUAUUGUUCCACUGGAGCGAUACCUGGCCAGCUUGAUGCCACUGCAAAUAUCCAUAACCCCUUGGAAGACUCCUCCUCAGAUCCGACCCUUCAGUCAGGAUGAGUUCAUGGCCAGUCUGGAUCAAGCUGGACCUCAAAUCACCUCCAUGCACAAAGGGGACUGGCUGGGCCUUUAUAAGAAAUUCUUUCAGUCUCCUAAUUUUGAUGGCUGGUUUCGUGCUAAGCACAGGGAAAUGACCAAUAAGGUGGAAUGCCUUCAUUUAGAGGCCAUCUGUGAUGCUGAUCUGCUGAGUUGGACAAAAGACAAGUCUGAGGUGGAGACCGUGGACCUGAUUAUAAAACUGCGUGAAAAAUUGGCCAGAGCUCAUGCGCAUCAGCUUCCAGUGAAGGACGAACUGCUGGAAAAGCUGGAAAACUACAUCCAUUCUGUGAUCAGCUCUCUGCCAGUGGAUCUGCAGACAGUACUAUAGAAAGACUGAUAAAAUUAUUUUAAUGCACGGAUCAAAAUUAGAGUUCAAAAGGUAGCACUGAUGCAUUCAUUUCAGAAAGUUAGGAGCACCUACAAGUGUUUGAGGUAGUGAUGUACAGUAUGGGUGUAGAGUCUGCAAUCUGUGUACCACAGAGUUUAGUAGUGAGAAGAAUUUAGGACUUUGUGUUUGAUGUUUGUAGCCUCAGGCCUUAAACAGUAGCAUGAUAAAAUAAGGGGUGUGGUUCUAUUAAAAAGUGUACAACAUUGUUUGUACAAAGGAAAGUUUUGCUUUCAAGUUUAGUGAUCUUAAUUUAAUGAUUACAUAGCCUCUGUAGUUGUGCUAGAACUAGUAUGUUUACAGAAGUGUAAAAUUGAACCUCAUACUGCACCUAUUUCCUCUGUGCUACUUUUUUAUAUAAUACACACACUUUGGCCAAAAGUUUGUGGACACCUGACCACCACACCCAUGUGUUUUUAUUUAACAUUCUGGAUUUAUUCCCCUUUACUCUUCUAAUAAGCUCCCACUCUUCAGGGAAGGCUUUCUACUAGAUUCCGGGGUGUGGCUAUGGGGAUUUGUGUUCAUUUAGCUGCAAGAGUAUGUGUGACACAGAUGUUGGGUGAGGAUGGCUGGCGUGCAGUCAAUGUUCCAGUUCAUCCCAAAGGUGUUCGGUGGGGUUGAGGUCAGGGCUCUGUGUAGGAUGCUAGAGUUCUUCCACUCCAACCUUAGCACACCAUGUCUUCAUAGAGCUCACUUUACACACAUGGGCAUUGUCAUGCUGGAACAGUUUUGGGCCUCAUAGUUCCAGUGAAGGGAAAUUGUAAUAUUACAGCAAACAGACAUUCUAUACAGUUGUGUGCUUCAGACUUUUUGGCAACAGUUUGAAAAAGAAGCACGUGUCCAUAUACUUUUGGCCACUUGGUGUAUAUCUUGCGUGCUUGUUUUAAUUACCUGAAUACACAGUUUAAUUUUAGUAAAUAAAUUGUCAAGCAGUUAAAAAAAUAGUUUCGGACUUUAGAAAUGAAUGUAUUGCAUGAGAUCACUUUUUUGGAGGCUCCAUCAAACUGUGAUUGUAGUGAUUGGUUAUCAUUAACGGUUACCUAUAUUUAAAGUUAUCAAACUUGCAUAAGUCCUAUAAGUGAAAUACUUGUGUAAGUAAUCUUAUAUUCUAUUCUUGGGGGUUUUCAUUAAGAUGUUAGACACCAAGAUUAAUGUACG
Neoarius graeffei (lesser salmon catfish) is the source of this 2988-nucleotide messenger RNA. It is a transcript of the gene dennd6b, whose product is annotated as DENN/MADD domain containing 6B. Gene Ontology annotation, molecular function: guanyl-nucleotide exchange factor activity. Lineage: Eukaryota; Metazoa; Chordata; Actinopteri; Siluriformes; Ariidae. Gene Ontology annotation, cellular component: recycling endosome. The transcript is spliced from 20 exons. The coding region runs from base 70 to 1773 and encodes 567 amino acids. The record is from RefSeq and is a predicted model, not a curated record.